Molecule: messenger RNA, 1935 nt
Organism: Amborella trichopoda
Lineage: Eukaryota; Viridiplantae; Streptophyta; Magnoliopsida; Amborellales; Amborellaceae
Product: UV-B-induced protein At3g17800, chloroplastic
Source: RefSeq, a predicted model, not a curated record
UUGAGCUGGCAUCUCUAUCCCUUCCUUACUCAACCCUUCCCCACGCGAGGCAACGUCGCGCUUUUUCUCUCUCUGCAAUCUUGUUUUUCUCUCACUACAUCUUCAAUUUCAACCCUUCCCAACGCGAGGCACCGUCACGCUUUUUCUCUCUCUGCAGUCUUGUUUUUCUCUCACUAAAGCUUCAAUUUCUCUCUCUCUCUCUAAAACUAGCAGUUAUAUAUGCGUUUGCUUUUUCCCCAUGUCAAAAUCUUGUGGCAUCGACUCUGUCUUUCCUCAACGCCCAUCGCUUCUUCGAUCCAAGAAUUUCACUGGUCUUAGACCACCUGCUCUUUCUUUUCCCCUCUUCUCUCUCUCACGACUGAAAUCUUUUUUCACUCUUAGACCCAUCUAGGGUUUUGAAGGUUUUUGUUUUUCCAUGGAGUGUUACAGUUGCUAUUCAAAUUCCUCUGUUUUUUUGGGCAAUGAUAAAUUGGCUAUGGGCGUUAGGUCUGCAGGGCGGUGUUCCAGCUUCCAGGCGGAAUUGGCCUCCAAAUCUGUUACGGUCAGGAGUUUUGAGGCGAAUUUUCGGGGAUCUGUUAAGUUCAAUAAUGUUGGGCCUUUUGGGGUUGACACAAAAAACAAGAAUGGAAAGGCUCGAUUGGGUCCGGUUGCCAGUGCAGGAUCUGGUAAAUGCCAUACAAGAAAAGUGUUUUCACCAAUGGAACCACAAUCAGAAGAAGGCAAGCUCUUGAGCCAUAUUCUGCAGUAUCAUCGCCACCUUUUUAAUGGUGCGGUGUCUGAACAAAUUGAGAAGUUAUCUGCUGAUAGAGCUGGAGCCAUUGCAAGGCAAGAACUAUGUGUGGGCAAUGAAGAAUCCCUCCUUCACAGGAGAGUUGCCGAACUGAGAGAGAAGGAAUGUCAAGUAGCAAUUGAAGAAGUGAUGUACAUGUUGAUCGUUCACAAGUUCUCAGAGAUCAACGUCCCCAUGGUGCCGAGACUGUCAAAGUGCAUCAAAAAUGGGAAAGCAGACACUUGGUCAUGCCAUGACAGCGAGCUUGAGGCCAUCCAUGACUGGGAGGCUCGGAUUAUGGUCAAAGAUCACUUAAACAAGAUCCUUGGCCGACGUAGUGACUCAUCCUACACUUUGAAUAGCUGUGUGAUGACCCUUAUUGGAAGGCUUCAACUUGGGAAACUCUAUGCAUCUUCGGUAAUGUAUGGCUACUUCUUAGAAUCUGCUUGUCGAAGGUAUCACUUGGAGAAAAGCCUCCAUGUCAGAUCUGAUCACCCUCUUUUCCAAGGUAUCACUCUGCCUGAUAGUGGAUGCUGGCAUCUCACACCUGAGACUUUGAUUCCUCUUGGAGUUACGGAAGAGCAAGAGACUUGUUGUGGAGAUACCUAUUCAAGUAAAACAAUUGAUGAGCUUGAUUCCUUGAAGAGAUAUAUUACUGGGUUUAAUGCGGAGACCUUCCAGAGAUGUGCGGCUCUGAGGUCGAAGGAAGCGGUAAAUUUGGUAGAGAAGCACAGUUGGGCACUGUUUGGGGAAUGUGAGGAGGAAGGAGAGGAGGGUAUGGGAGAGGAGCAGGAUGAAGUGCUUUUGAUUUCAAUUUCGAGUUUGAAGAGGUUGGUUUUGGAGGCAGUUGCGUUCGGUUUGUUCCUUUAUAAUGUGGAAGCCUAUGUUGAUCCAAUCUAUAGGUUAGAGGAGAAUCACUGAAGUGAUUAUCUGGUUAGGUUAAGUUAGAUGUAAAUGGCUUAGUUCGUUAACACAGGUAAACUGCGUAGAGAAUAUUUAUGGGAGUUCAUGAUCCCAUUCUAACUGCACUGGCUGACUCUCUUUCUCCAUCAUUGUACAGUAAAUGAUGAAGCUUUUUGCACACUUGAUUCUCGUUGGAACCUUGUAUUAUAUUUUCCCCUCAGCACUAAUAUUUCUCAUUAGAGUUGGAGGAACUGCUUUCUAUC